Molecule: messenger RNA, 2375 nt
Organism: Notothenia coriiceps (black rockcod)
Lineage: Eukaryota; Metazoa; Chordata; Actinopteri; Perciformes; Nototheniidae
Gene: htra3b
Product: HtrA serine peptidase 3b
Exons: 9
Biological process (GO): proteolysis
Molecular function (GO): protein binding; serine-type endopeptidase activity
Source: RefSeq, a predicted model, not a curated record
UAUAGGUCCUCCAAAUGCUGCCAGUCCUCGUUACAAGUUCAACUUCAUAGCCGACGUGGUGGAGAAAAUCGCUCCUGCUGUGGUCCACAUCGAACUCUUCCUCAGGCAUCCUCUCUUUGGGCGGAACAUCCCUCUGUCUAGUGGAUCUGGGUUUUUGAUGUCAGAAAACGGACUGAUUGUAAGCAAUGCACACGUAGUCUCCAGCACUACACCAGUGUCCGGUCAACAGCACCUCAAGGUCCAGAUGCAAAAUGGGGAUGUAUAUGAAGCCAACAUCAAAGACAUUGACAAAAAGUCAGACAUUGCUACUAUCAAAAUCAAUUCACAGAACAAACUGCCUGUAUUGUUGCUGGGCCACAGUGCAGACCUGAGGCCCGGGGAGUUUGUCGUUGCCAUCGGCAGCCCCUUCGCCCUCCAGAACACCGUCACCACCGGCAUCGUCAGCACCGCCCAGAGAGACGGCAAAGAACUGGGCCUCAGGGACUCCGACAUGGACUACAUCCAGACGGACGCUAUUAUCAAUUACGGGAAUUCAGGAGGACCCCUUGUCAAUUUGGACGGGGAGGUGAUCGGCAUCAACACCUUGAAGGUUGCAGCAGGAAUCUCGUUUGCCAUUCCCUCCGACAGGAUCACUCGCUUCCUCAAUGAGUCUCUAGAUAAGCACAACAAAGAUGUGAGGUCAGUAAAGAAGCGGUUCAUUGGGAUCAGGAUGCUGACCAUCACACAAGCGUUAAUCGAAGAGCUAAAACUGCAGAACCCAGACUUCCCUAAUGUCACCAGUGGGAUUUAUGUCCAUGAGGUUGUUCCUCACUCACCUGCAGAGAAAGGCGGGAUCAAAGAUGGUGACAUCAUUGUGAAGCUGAAUGGCAAGCCUCUGAUGGCCACAGCUGACCUGCAGGGGGCGCUGCAGGAAGAGACGGCGCUGCUGUUGGAGGUCAGGAGGGACAAUGAUGACCUGCUCUUUAACAUCGAACCUGAUGUCAUCAUGCAGUAGACAACGAAAGCACUGCUCUCUCGCAGAGUUAGAACUACAUGUAAGGCCCUAUUUUUGCGAAUGACAUUGGAUAGUGGAAGCACUGCAACACUGCAGCUGGACUUCUGUCAAGCAAGUACAUCUUUGAAUACUGGCUGUGGACUGUACCAAAUACAAGGAUCCCAUGGACGAUAUGGUGCAAUGCUGUUUAGGUAUCAAGGAUUUACAACUGUGCCUUCCACAUGUUUAAACCAGGAUCAACGUGCAACAGGGGCACAUAUACAGGAAUUCAUUAACCGUAUCCCAAUUUUUUUUUUUCACUUUGAUCACCAGUAAACAAAUUUGCUUUACAAGUACCUCAAAGUAUGUUAUUAUGAGGCUAUAAUAUAUGGUGCACAUAAAAAAAAAGCAAAGUUGAUAAAUGUACUGUGGAAUUGAAACAUUUCAAUUAGAUUAUAAUGAUGAUAGGGACAUUUCUCUUAAGCAUUUCCUCGACAAAAGCAUUAUCCAAGUCCACAAAACUCAGAUGAAAUCCAACAAAGGUUUAGCCUGCACUUGACCCUUAUGUCCUGGUGUUGUCAGCACUUUUAUCCCAAGAUCCUAUUCUUAAAAGAAAACCAAAGCGUCAAUGUACUGUGUGUGCCUUGUACUACACUGCGCACCAUUUAAAAAAAUAUAUAAAAUUAGGGUUAGGGUUGGGCCUUAAAACAAGAGACAGAAUGUUCCACUGCGGGUGAUGGACAGUCUUUCCUGACCUAAACUAGUGAGUGUUACUGUAUGUCAGCUGUGUGAUUUAAGGACACCAGAGUGUUGCUGAAGGAUAUUCCUUAACGGUUUGAGUCUGUAAAACCUGCAAUGGAAGCUUACUUGCUUUCCGCAUGAAAAUGUUUCUAUUUAAAAUAAUGAAUAUAGGUCAGUCAGCUGUUUCCAAAAAAGCUGACCACCUUUUAAAGAACCUCUAGAAUAAACAGAAUGAGGUCAACAUUCAGCUAACUGAACUUCUGAUUGGCCAAUCGCAACUUUUGCUUUUUAUCAUGUGGGCAUUUGCCAAAUUACUUUUGUAUUUUUAAGCAUUGAGUUUCCAGUGUUUGUUUUGAAAUGUUAAACAUUGUCAUGUUAUAUUGGUUUAUGGUUGGCAUAUUUCUUUAUUGCUGUAUGUUGUCUUACCAUAAAAAAAUGUGAAACACGUGUGUUUAUUACAUUUACAUGAUGAUGGAAUGAAGAGCACUAAAUGUGAGCAGAUUUUUUGUCUCACUACUGCUUCUGCUCUGGUUCAUAACUGUUUGUACUUUUAUCCUAUUGACAAAAACAAAAUGUUUACAUGUAAGUUGCCAACAAAGCAAUCCUCUGAAACAGCCUUUGGAAGCAGCUUUUUACACCAAAUAAAGUUUGCACACAAUCA